Amphimedon queenslandica is the source of this 2548-nucleotide messenger RNA. Its product is annotated as gamma-aminobutyric acid type B receptor subunit 2-like. NCBI's taxonomy places the organism in Eukaryota, Metazoa, Porifera, Demospongiae, Haplosclerida, Niphatidae. The transcript has 16 exons. Gene Ontology annotation, molecular function: G protein-coupled GABA receptor activity. The record is from RefSeq and is a predicted model, not a curated record. The coding region runs from base 29 to 2440 and encodes 803 amino acids. Gene Ontology annotation, biological process: gamma-aminobutyric acid signaling pathway; G protein-coupled receptor signaling pathway. Gene Ontology annotation, cellular component: G protein-coupled receptor heterodimeric complex; membrane.
CAAACGAAGGGCUAAAAUCGAGACUAAAAUGCAGCAUAUAGCCUUUAUCUUCCAGUGCUGGAUGUCAUCCUUCAUUAUCACAGUGACAUCUACAAAAUCCCCUCUCCACUUUGGAUAUAUUACUACUCUUACUGGAUCAUUCAUAGCUAGUGGAGGCAUACCAGCUGUUGAUCUGGCAUUAAAACUCAUAAAUGAGAGAAAAGAUAUUCUUCAGAACUAUACACUGAGCUAUACAGAUAUAUUGGACUCAAAAUGCAAUCGCACAGCAGGUCUUGAUAAAUUUUUUGAAUUGGUUAAUCGUGACGUUACAUAUGUAUCAUUAUUGGGUUGUGGGUGUUCUAUAUCUACCAUACCAGUUGCAGAAAUCAGUCACUACUGGAACAUACCACAAUUAUCUUAUGCUACUGGUGCUGAUGUUUUGACUGAUCGCAAUCGAUUUAGGAAUUUCUUCCGCACUCUUGUCUCAUUUCAUUAUGUUGGCAUUUCAUUAGCUCAUUUAAUGAGAGAGUUUGGAUGGAGACAAAUGUCAAUCAUAACACAAGAUGAAAGUCUAUUCACAGGAGUGGCUGAAGACAUCAAGAUAAUUUUUAAUAAUAAAAAAUGGAUAUUGGACAGAUAUGUUGUUAUAUCAGGACAAAAUCCUCUUUCUUUCUUUGACAGAAGUGAAGCCCAAAGGUUUAGAAUAAUCCACAUUAAUACAUAUCCUGAUAUUGCUUAUCAGCUAUUGUGUGAAGCAUAUUAUAGAGGUAUGACUAGCCCUGACUAUUUGUGGAUCAUUCCAAUGUGGUAUAAUGAUGAUUGGUGGAUGCCAAGUAGUCUGUCAUCUUACAAAAAUUCCUCGUGUACUGAUGCAAUCAUGAUAAAGGCUGUAUCAGGCAGCAUUGGCUUUAUUCUUGAUGUGUUUUUAACACUGCAAAACAAAUCAUUAGUAACAUUUUCUGGUCUAACACCACAGAUGUAUUUUAGUACAUAUACUGCUCUCCUUAAAGACCCUAAAUAUGAAAAUCUAACUGAACUAGGAUUAUCUGGGGUUGCUUUUGAUGGAGUGUGGGCAAUAGCCAUUGGGUUAGAUAUAGCAUCUAAAAAAAUAUCAUCUGGUAGUGACAGUGGGUGUGAGAAUGUACCAGGAGAUAUAGUACCAUUGGAACAAUUUAACUACACCAACACAAAACUAGGCUGUAUUCUGAGACAAAGUUUUAGUGAAAUUAAUUUCCUGGGAAUAACAGGUCAGAUUCAGUUUAAUGAAAAUGGCAGUAGAAAUGAAAACAUAGUUUUUUGUCAACAAUAUAGAACAACAACAGAUUCAUCAAUGGCUAGAGUUACUUUUGGUGAUGUGACUAUAAAGCCUAAAGGAAGCAUUUUUGUACUCAAAAAAGAAGAGUCAAACAGUACACUUUGGCAGAGACAUGGCCUUCAACCUCCUUAUGAUGGGUUUCCAGAAUCAAAUAUUCACCAAAACAAUAUGGUGUUGAUUAUUGUAUAUGAUAUAGCAGCUGUAUGUGGCCUUGUUUUUGUUGUCAUUUGUUUCAUUUUCAAUAUUGCCUUCAGAAGUAAAAAAGUUGUAAAAAUGACUAGCCCAAACUUAAAUUAUAUCAUAAUACUGGGCUCAGCAAUGUUGUAUACCUGUAUCUUCUUCUAUUCUCAUUCGUCAACUACCAAAUCAAUGCAAUCAAUAUUCUGUAAUAUACGUGAAUGGAUGGUUUCUUUGGGAUACAGUCUUUGCUUUGGCGUCAUAUUAUCAAAAACAUGGAGGGUGUAUUAUAUCUUUAACAAUCCAAAACCAAACAAGAAAGGAAUCAAGGAUUGGGUUCUUUUUCUAAUUGUAUUUGUUGUUGUUGCCAUUGAUUUUGUCAUCAUUUUGGUUGGUUCUGCUAUUCCGCAAUCAAAACUUGCUAGUUUUAAAGAAGUUGAUCACGAGCACUUACAGCAAGCAAAUGAAAAGAAUAGAAUACAGUAUAACUUCAUUUUAACGUGCAGUCAAAAAACUGGAACUGUUGUUUGGCUUGCCUUUUCAUUUGGUUAUAAAACCAUGCUUCAAUUAUUGGCUAUCUUUAUGGCAUUCCAUACUCGCCGUGUCAAAGUCAGAAUUCUCAAUGAGUCAAAAGAAAUUGCUGCAAUCAUUUACAUAAACAGUACAAUACUAGUUCUGUUGACAGUGACUGAGUUUACUCUUGCUAAUCAUCAUAAUACCUUUGCUGCACUUUUUGGAUUAGGAUUGCUUACUGAUGCAUCACUGUUCCUUGGACUCAUUUUUAUCCCUAAAAUGAUUCGAUUAUAUCGAGAUCCUCAAGGGGAGAAAAUAUUUUCAGAUGCAGAAAAUACAUGUAAUACUGGUGCUUCACAUGCAGUAACAAAUAAGGUUAAUACUAUACAAAUGGUGAAGGAAGACGGUGCUAGAACUGGAAAUACAAACAGAUCAUGUUCAAGCUGUAUCUUUUAGACAAAUGACAUAAAAAGUUCUGCCACUGAAGAGCGAGAUUAAGAACCUAGAAUUGUUCAUUUGUGUUGUUUUUAAUUUUACCAUAAAAAUUGUUUUUAUACUUAUCAU